Molecule: messenger RNA, 472 nt
Organism: Gopherus evgoodei (Goodes thornscrub tortoise)
Lineage: Eukaryota; Metazoa; Chordata; Testudines; Testudinidae
Product: fascin-like
Exons: 1
Coding region: 22-453 (143 amino acids)
Source: RefSeq, a predicted model, not a curated record
AGUGGGAGUGAUCAGAGUCCCAUGGCUAACUCCACUGUACCUCCCUCGCUGGCCUGUGGCCUUAUCAAUGCUGCCAACCGGUACUUGAGCGCUGAGCCCUUCCGCUUCCAGGUGGUGGCCACGGGCUUGGUGCUGCGGCUCCGCCAGGUCUGGAUGCUGCUCUUCGUGCCCUCAGAGGGAGCUGGGGCGGCCGGGCAGGCUGAGGAGAGUGGGCAGAGGCUUUAUCUGCUCAGCUCCCUGCAGCGCUUCCUGGCGGCCGAUCCCAACGGUAAAGUCACCUGUGACCAGGAGACCCCGGGCCCGGGAGCCCUCUUCUGGCUGCGGCAGUACCCAGAUGGCAAGGUGUGCAAACUCCACCCCCCCAGAGCUCCCCAUUGCCCCACACCCCAGGCACCAGCUCCACUGAGCCUGAGUCCCCCUCCUGCUGCGGCAGCACCUGAGGGCAAAGUGUGAGCCCCCACCUGCCCUACCA